Molecule: messenger RNA, 4550 nt
Organism: Scophthalmus maximus (turbot)
Lineage: Eukaryota; Metazoa; Chordata; Actinopteri; Pleuronectiformes; Scophthalmidae
Gene: nrarpa
Product: NOTCH regulated ankyrin repeat protein a
Exons: 2
Coding region: 778-1116 (112 amino acids)
Cellular component (GO): cytoplasm
Molecular function (GO): enzyme inhibitor activity; protein binding; phosphatase regulator activity
Source: RefSeq, a predicted model, not a curated record
CCCAUUCCUCCACAGUUGAUUCUUUGCGAAGGUAUUGUCAUGCAUAUAAAGCCCGAGUAGAAUAUUCCUCCGGAGCGCAGCGCAGGACACAGACUCACACGGCACCGCACGGAGGACGCAGACCGGGCCACACGGGUGGAUUUCUAUCGGGUUUUUUCGUCGCCACGGACCCGUCCAUCCUGUCACAGACUCCCUGGCCACACGAGCAGCGACACAUAGCCGGGGCCGGGACGUUGUUGCCAGGAAACAGGUGGGACCGUUUAAGGUGGAAAAAAACCCCCAACCCUGUGGGCAUCCAGCAACGAAGAAGGCUGCCCUGGAGAUAGUGGUCAUUCUCCCAACUUCCUCCCAAGAGAAGUCGGCGGUGUGUGUCUGUUCUCCAUCCCUGCUGCUGCUACAGAGGGGAAACUAUACUUCUAGAGACCCUGGACCGCCCGAGAGCACCCUUUAACGUUUUAGGGAUUUCUAGGAUCUCUCAAAUAUUAACAUUUUUUGCACACCGAGUGUGUUAUUUCAUCUAUUGUCCUUUUUGGGAUAUACACAGUGAUCCUUUUUUUUUUUGUAUUUUAGUACUUCAAAUGUGCCUUAGUAACUGGUUGUAAUCCAGUGUAACUGUGGCAUUGUUACCAGACCAGAGACGCUCAACUAUAGGGAGAAGACAUCAUCAUCGGCUUUAGAGCCCCAGAGGCAGGAUUACUGGUCCCGUCCCCGUCCCCCCCCCUCUCGCCCCCCCUCCCCCCCCCCACACCUCCACCACCAUCCAAGCGAGCUGCAGCCAUGAGCCAGGCGGAGGUGUCGACGUGCUCCGCGCCGCAGCGGGUUUUCCAGGAGGCGGUGAAGAAGGGCAACACCAAGGAGCUCCACUCGCUGCUGCAGAACAUGACGAACUGUGAGUUCAACGUCAACUCCUUCGGGCCGGAGGGGCAGACGGCCCUGCACCAGUCCGUCAUCGACGGCAACCUGGAGCUGGUGAAGCUGCUGGUGAAGUUCGGCGCGGACAUUCGGCUGGCCAACAGAGAAGGGUGGAGCGCGCUACACAUCGCCGCCUUCGGGGGCCACCAGGACAUUGUGCUAUACCUCAUCACCAAGGCCAAGUACUCCUCUGGCGCCCGGUGAUUCUGUCUCUGCUGUCGGGUAAAGAAAAAACAGACAAAAAAAACAAAAACAAAUAACAACACAAGAAAACAAACAGCAACAAGUUGGAAAAUCAAACUGCAACACACGGGAAAGCCAGGCUCUUUUGAAAGCAACAAAAAAAGCAUGCCAUUAUCUACAUAGUUGUGCCAAAUGAUAUAUAUAUGUAUAUAUGUAUAUAUAUAUGUGUGUAUAUAUAUAUAUAUAUAUAUAUAUAUAUAUAUAUAUAUAUAUAUAUAUAUUAAUAAGAAAAACGGAAAUACAGAACAGGCCUGCACAAUAAUCCUCCUCCACUGUAAACCAAACGGGGCCCUCUCUGCACUCCCGAGUGACGCCGCCGCAUGGUUCGUCCUCGGCACCGCGUCACGCGAAUCUUUUUUUAUCAAAAGAAGAAGAAGAAAAAAAAACGCCAUUUCGGUGAGUUUGUUGGUACUAAAGCUUUCCUCUUGAAUGUGUAUACUAGAUCGUGUCGUCCACUAACGGAGAGGCAGUGUGUGUGCGUGCGUGCGUGCGCGCGUGUGCGCGCGUGUGUGUGUUUGCACUCCGGAGUGCAGAUGGCCCAGUUUUUGUUUUUUUCUGUCCAUGACCUCCCAUCCUCAGUACAGUUGAAUAGUUUCAUUGUGGGGGGGGGUUGGUUGGGGGUGCAGAUUUGACCUGCAGCCCCCCCCCCCCUCAUUGUUCACUUGUAAAAUCCUUUUUUUUAAGUUAUUUUAUAUGAAACACGGCACUUGAUGCUCUACGGCUGCAUUGCUGGAAUAUCUGAAAGGGAAGACACACACACGGACAAGAGGAGGGGGAGGGGGGGGGGGGGGGGGGGGGGGGGUCGCCCUCUGUUGGCCACCAGAGGUCUAUUUUCUGUAUGAAAUGCAUUGAUCUUUUUUUUUUUUUUUACCUAAAGAGCGGCAUUACGGCUAUCCAACACGCUUUCCAGAUGUGUAAUCAUUAUGUAACAACAACUGACUUCAUCAAAAAGUUGUGAAGUACUGUACACAAUAGCUUUACUAUUAUUAUGUUUUUUUCUUCAUUUUUUUUGGUUAAAGAGAGAGACAGUGCGAGCUGAUCUGGGCUCCAUGCUGCAUGGCAUCCCAACUUUUUUUCAGGCCAGUGCGAACAACUUUGUGUUACAAAAAACAAAACAAAAAGAAAAAACAAACAAACCGCUGCUUUCGCUUUGUAUCAAAAAAGAAAAAGAAGAAAAAGUCGCAUUUGGAAAUUCACUUUAUAAUCUCCUUUCAGUAUUUUAUUAACAAUCCUAGUCAUCACUGUGAAAGCAAGCUGGGUUGUUUUUUUAAUUUUAUUUAUGAAGGUACAUUGAGAAGAUGCAUUUUUUUAAAAAAUAUGUUGUGGUUCUUCUUUUUAAAACAACAACAACAGCAACUAAUCUAUGAGUGUGAGAAUAUCUAGGGUGAUUCAAGCUGCUGCAGACUCGUAGUAUAAACUGUCCCGUGUGGAGGUAACCCCCCCCCCCCCCUUAUAGUCUGGUGACCCUCGAGAGGACCUUCUGCCCCCUUCCCCCCCUUCCCCCCUUCUCAUUUAAAGGACUUUGUUUGGUUGUCUUUUGCCAGCUACCUCGACUAUAAAGUAUUCUCAAGUUGUUCAGCUGUCUCACCACUCUGCUUUUGGAGUCUCUCACCAUUUCCGUCUGUGAUCGUCCGCAUGCCAGUCUGUUUAUUUUAUUUUUUUGUUGCUAUGUAGCCUGACAGACAUGAUGGACUCUAGAAGAUGCAUUGAACCCAUCCCUGCAUCCUCCUCAGUCGGGACAGUUUUUUUUUGUUGUUUUUUUUACACUACAACCAAACCAAUUCUCACAAGCAAAGCAUGAUUCUGACUUUCUGCAGAGGGAGUGUGUGGUUCUCUCUUUCUGUCUCUGUCACUGCCGCUGUUGCAUGUUUUCCCUAUAAGCUUCCUCUUUUCUAUCUCUCUCUGUCUCUCUCUCUCUUCAUCAGUCUGUUUUGGUCGUUUUUUUCCAGUCAUACAAAAAAAAUGGAAUUGUUUCGCAUGACUUAUAAAUGCAGGGAGUUUUAUUGCACAAAUAUGCGGAGCCUUGUGCGCCCCCAGUGUUUGUACGGGGUAACUGCAGGAGCCAAGGCUUUGGAAUAGUUACUACUACUGAGCAGGACCCUAAUACUGUUGGACGAUGAAGACUUUAAACACAAAAAUCACAUGACUGUUGCAAGGAUGUCACAGAAAAGGAAGAAAAAAAAUUGGAUCCAUAAACUUGCCAGCUGCGUUUUGAAAGUCAUGGCACCCUAACAUUUUGUAUCAAUGCUGCUUGUAUGUUUCUUUUUUGUUUUGUUAAUGUUGAUGUUAUUUUUUUUUAAGGCCUACUGCUCAAAUGGCCAACAGUUGUGUCGAAAAGCUUCACCUCAUGAGAAGCUGUUGAGAGAGUGUGUGUUGGUUUGUUUUUAAAAAAAAAUUGAAGUGUGGGUGCUUGUGUUCGUGUGCUUCUCAUGAGGUUUCCAACGCCGCUGUGUUAAAAAGAAACAGUCAUCCAGACUGAGAACUUUCCCAUUUUUAUAAAACCCAGAAAACAACCACAAGUAACUGAAGCGACAUAGAUCCACUACAUCAAGGUAAAGAUUGGUAUCAGGCAACACAAUGAAAUAUGCAUCGCUUGUCUUAAACUUGAUGUUUUUCUUUCUUUUUGUUUUGUUUUGUUUGAAUAUUGCACUGAUGACUGUUGUUGAAAAGUUGGCUUUUAUGUGUCGACAUUUUUAAAUUUUUUUCUGAAUAGAAAAAAAAACAAACACAACAAAAUACUAUUGUAUAAAUAUAUGCUCCAGGUGAUAAUGUCCUAAUGUGUGUGUCACUUUGUGGGGGAAAAAAACAUGAUGUUUUUUUUUUUGACAAAGAUGCGUGUAUCUCUGUGAUUGGGUGUAUGUAUAUAUACAUAUGGAUAUAUAUAUAUCAACGCUGAUGAUGAUGAUGAUGAUGAUGAUAUCUUGGGGCACUUUCUUUUCUGAAGUGCUGUCUUCCUGUUUUUUUUGAAAGGGGAAUAAUACAUUUGAUGGUAAGAUCAUUGUAACAUGAUUAAAAAUUGCACGGUUGUGUGGUGGUUGGGCUUACCAGGGUCAUAACAUUUAUGACGUAAGGAGCCGGCUGCCGGAUUGGUGUACAUGAGUGAGAGGAUUUUUUUCUUUUUGAAUAAAAAUUAAAAAAAAGUGCUGACUUCUUUGGACCAAGUUGUGUUUCUGGUCUUGCUUCAUUUCAAGCAAGGGGAAACAGCAGAAUUUUUUUCAUGAGUGAUGCAGAUGUUCCAUCAUGUUGUCAAGUGUUUUUUGUCCGUCUGUUUGUUUGUAUUUUAUUUUUUGAACGUUUGUAACACUGUGAUGAUGACGUGAUGUCAUGUGGAGAUGAGUGCUGUAUUAUUUUUGUACGUUUGUGUACAAGCCAGUAAAGAAAUCAUUAAACUCAAA